AUGAGCGAUCGCGAAUUAGAACUUGUUCUAGAAUAUAGUAGACAAACAUACCUCAAAGAACUAGCAGAAAGAAAAAAAGAAGAAAAAAGUCGGGAAGAAGACGUUGAUUUAUUAAUUAUAGAGAAUCCUGAAGUGCUCGAACAGGAUCGUAAAAUUAAACAGAUUAAACAAAUGUUGUGUGCUAAAAAAGAGCCAGUUGAUUCAUACCAAAAUGUCCCACUUUCUCCUGUACAUUAUUUACCCCAAUCACCAUGCUUUAUUCAACCUCAAUAUACCGGCCAGAUUUUUCCUUUUACAACAAACUUGUAUAAUCAACAACAAUUUCAACUUCCUUCUACUUCAACAGCAAUACAUUUUGAACAACAAUUUUUCCCCUCAACUUCCGUGUCUGUUCCAAACUCUCCCGAUUUUUGGUCUAAUAAUUUUAUUCAACCUACUCCACUUUCUAUAAUGAACUCAAACUUGAUUAAUCCUCUAUUGGUUCAGACGGAUGUAAAAACGCCAGAAAAGAAUUCUUCAAAUUCCUCCUCUUCACUCAAAAUUCCUUUCCAAAAUGGAGAUUUGAUCGAUUUACAGUCACCCAUGAAAGCAUCCUCUUUGACUAUUGAGGAGUUUGAUCCUCUCUACAAAAAAUUGCAAAAAAGUGAAAUGGAAAAAAAUGAAGAAAAUCAACAGAGGAAUACAAAUGAAGAAAUAAAAAAUAAUUUUGAAGAUAAUACUGAUAAAUGUGUUGAUGAAGCAACAGCUGAUAAUAAUUCUAACAAAAUACAACCUCAACUACAUCAACAGAGGUUACUUGCCUGUGAUGAUUUUAAUACACGUCAAGAAUUGUCUUGUGAUUUUUACAAAGAGAAACAAUUACUUUAUGAACGUUCACCUCGAAUCCGAAUUUGCUCAAAUAAUAAUUUUCAAAAUGUUUUCUUCCUUGCUCCAGUACUUGAUUAUUUUGUAACACCUGUUGAUACAAUUAAAUUACAUAUUCAUCAAGACGAUACUUGGCCUCGUGACACACCCGAAGAAUUGCAAUCUUUCGAGCUAGCUUGUGCUGUCAAGAAAACUACCGAUGAAAUUCUUCUUGAAGUAUUGAUAAGGUUGCUUUCACAAGAAGAAAUCCAGCGUAAUGAGGGUCAAAUCCCACUUAACGAUUAUGCUUUAAAAGUAUUUGGAACUGAUGAAUUUUUGGUUCCAGAUGCACCAAUAGGCAAAAAUUUAUUUGUGGCACAAUUUUUAGCAGGCGGAAAAGAUGUGGAUUUGGAAGUUGGGCGUAAAAUAUUGCCAAAAAUAAAAACUAAUAAUAGAUUAAUUUCAAGAACUAUUUCUACAAAUCAGGCAUUGAAUGAGGAAUUAUUUACCAAUUUAGUCCAAAAUCUGACCAAACAUUUAACGAAUUGUUUAGCGGAUCCAGAGGAUAAAAAAUUACGUCAACCUGUUUUACAAUCUAUUAAAUUAUUAACCAACAGAACAAACAACGUUCAAACAUCAGAACUUGUUUCUGCUAUAGAUCUUCUUUAUUCAGCCAACAAUUUAAAUUCAUUACACGAAGCAGUCAAUUCUAUAAUAACUUCAUUAAUUCAUCUCUUUCGUGCUUAUUGUUGUUCUUCUCUAGCUGAUUUUUCAAUAAAUACAGACCCUUUGGGUUUAAUUGAAUCUUUAUCAAUUCGAGAUAGUGCUCUCUGCAACGAGAAAUUGCUUAUAAGUGUUGAAUCUGCACACAAUUUGCCAAACUCUUGGAAAUCUCUUUACAAGUCUUUUUACCUCGAAAUGCAUUUAAUGUAUGGUCCAAACUCUUUUGGACGUUGUAAAAGUUUGGCGAAACAAAUUGUAAAUAAACAGGGCUUUAAAUUUGUGCCUUUUCAACUUUGGAAUGAUUUUGAUGUUUACAUCCCUUAUCUGCCUCGGGAAGUCCAGAUUUGUUUUAUUUUGUGUGGUGUCCCUGUAGUUGGAGAAGAAUGUUCAACAACACAUAAUAAUGAAUUAUUUAGUAGCAGCAACAGUUCUUUAAUUGCUCCACAUUAUUUAAGCAAUGAACAUUUAACUUUACCAAAUAAUACAAACAAUGAAAAAAGACUUGCUUUUGCCAAUUUACCUUUAUUCAAUAUUGACGGCUUUCUUCUUCAAGGCCCUCUACUUGUUCCAAUGUACCAAAUGAAUAAUGAUACAGUUCAUCCUUGGGGACCCAGACCAUUAAUUAGCGAUUCUGAUGAAAUCAUUUUAUUUGUUAAAGCCUUAGAAUAUGAUUAUAGAAUUCGAUUUCCAAUGGAUAUAACUCCUAGUGAAGUGCAUUGGCGUGAUUUUGGUGCCUUACAACCUGAAAAACAAGAAGUCUUACAAAGCCUUAUAGAUAGUGCUGUCAGCCUUAAAUUGACCAAAGACGAUCGCGAACUUCUUUGGUCAGAACGUCACUUUCUUCAUCAAUUCCCAAGUGCCUUACCUCUCGUUCUCAGCUCUGCUACAUGGGGUACUUACAAUUUGGGGAAUAUUUAUGCUCUUCUUAAAAAAUGGGCGCCAUUACCUCCAAUAAUUGCUUUGGAGUUGCUUUUACCGAAUUUUCAAGAUCGUUAUGUCCGCGAAUAUGCUAUUAAAUCAAUCAAGCAGGCAUCUUCUGAAUUUAUUUUUAAUUUAAUUACCCAAUUUGUGGAAGCUCUCCGAUUCGAAACCUUUGAGGAUUCUGCCUUGGCUUUGUUUUUGUUGGAACACUCAACUAAAGAUAGAAGAUUUGCUUUGGAACUUUUUUGGCAACUUCAAACAAGAAUUCAAGAUGUUAAAAGUCCUUCAUUUGCUUCGCGUUGCAAAUUACUCCAAAAAAUGCUUCUAGAUUUAGGCAUACCAAGCUUGGAAGAUGAAAUAGCUUUUCAACAACAAUUUUUGGAUAAAAUUGAUAAAAUUUCUUUAAUAGUUAAAGAAUGUGGGGAUUCAGCGACUAAAACCUUGAAAAAAGAACUUUUUCAAUUUUUGGAUGUUUUUGAUUUUUCUAAUCUACGCAUUCCAAUCGCUACUUCUUUUUGUUGCAAAUCGCUAUCGAUAGAUGACUGUUCAAUUUUCAGUUCAAAAACAAAACCAAUAAAAAUUGUUUUUAAAGGCAAACGUAAUUUUUUUGGAAUAAUUUAUAAGGCUGGAGAUGAUUUAAGACAAGAUGCUGUUGUUACUCAAUUAGUUCGUGUAAUGAAUGAUAUCUGGUUAAGUGAACAACUCGAUUUAAGAAUAAUUUCUUUUCGAUGUAUGCCUACAGGAAAGGAUAAAGGAUUGAUUGAACUAGUCCCAGAUUGUCGCACUAUAAAAGAAAUUCAAGAAGAAAUGGGUACUGGAGUUAAAGCUGUAUAUGAAGAUAUUGUUCUCCUUAAUUGGCUAAGAAAAAAUAAUUCUUCUGAAUUUCAAUACAAAGCGGCGCUAGAAAACUUUCGACGUUCUUGUGCUGGUUGGUGUGUAGCAACUUAUAUUUUGGGUAUUGGAGAUAGGCACAAUGACAACAUUAUGUUAACAACAACUGGACAUAUGUUUCACAUCGAUUUUGGCAAGUAUAUGGGUGAUAAACAAAUGGCUGGAAUAUUUAGCCGUGACAGAGUCCCAUUUGUUUUUACAAAAGAAAUGGCUUUUGCUAUUAAUGGUGGUCAAAAUACAACAGAAAAUUUUCAACGUUUUGUUGAUGAAUGUUGUGAAGCUUUUAAUUUAUUACGCAAAAAUCGUCCAAUUUUGUUAAAUAUUAUACGAUUUCUUUCUUGUUCUGAUAUUCCUGGAAUGUGUAUGGAAUCUGUGGAUUAUGUGGAAAAUAAUUUAAUGUUAGACAUGAAUGAUGUUCAAGCUAAAGUUCUUUUUACACAAAAACUUGAAGAAUCGUUACAAAGCUGGUUCCCUCGUCUCAACUUUUUGGCACAUACAAUUGCUCAAUUUAAAGGAAAUCCAUUACAAAUUUUUGGAGUUUCAAAGGUUGAUGAUAUGAAUAGAUUAUCGUUUAUAUCUGAAAUAUAUACAGAAAAGAAUGAUGGAAGAAUAGAUUCUGUUGUGGUUAGCUCUUUUGAUAAAUGGUCAGAAAAUUCCAAAAAAGUUUAUAUGUAUAAAUUGUUGGUUAGAAGGGUAAAUGAAAAUGUCCCGACAGAGAUUUACAGGUCAUAUCAAGAAUUUGAAGAACUUCGCUUAAAACUUUGCUAUCGUUUUUCUAUUAGAGCCAUUCCUUCCCUAUCCCAAACUGUUACGAUUCUUGGAAGAACAAAUGUUAGAGAAGUGGCUAUUCGACGUGUGCCCGAACUUCAAGUUUUCCUUCAAAAAUUGUUUAAACUUUCUGAUGAAGUUGCACACUGUGAUUUGGUCUAUACGUUUUUGCACCCUCUCUUUCGUGAUACUGAACCUGAAAGUCGGAAGAUUAAUGGCAUACCAGACAUUUUGCCAGAUUUAAAUUUCCAUUGUCAAGUACUUCUUCGGAUUACUUUACUAGACCAAGCAGAUUUACGCAUCUUUGUUGGUCAUGCAAGAAAUUUACCUUUAGUUAGCCGUGAUCAAUCCCCAGACAGUUAUGUAAAAACCUAUUUGCGUUGGGGAGAGGAGGAUGACAGUAUUUUGUUUGCCCCUCGUUAUUGGAAAAGAAAGACAAGAGUUGUUAAAAAUACACAAAAUCCAACAUAUAAUCAAGAGAUUUGUUAUUCACUAAAAGACGUUAUUCUACACGGAGUUUCCGUCAAUGAAAUUUCGUUAGAUGUCUCAAUUUGGCACUCUGGAAAUCUUAAAGUUAAAUUCCCCUUGUGUGAAACUCGAAUCAAAUUGAAUCAGUUGACGUGUGAAACAGACAAAAGAGGAAUGGAAAAAAUUGAAAGUUGGUUUUCGAUGACAAUUAAUUGAUUUUUGAGGCCUUAGCGAAUUUUUUCUGCUUUUCUUUUCUCAAACAAAAUUCUAAUAGUAAGGCCUGAGGUAUUUACGAUAAUAGCUAUAUACCAUUAGAUUCAGGGGUGUCAUUGGAAAUAGGCGGACGGAGUUCCUACAGUUAUUCCAGGCAUCUACACCAUUUCCGACUGACCUCUGGAAGUGGGAAAUAUCUUACAAUUGACAUCCCUGUUUCGAAUUUUCUUUUGAUUUUUUCUAUUUAUCAGUAUUGGCAUUGCUUUCUAAAAUAUACCCAAAUUUCCCAUCUUAAGAUUCUC
This is a messenger RNA of Meloidogyne enterolobii, 5129 nucleotides long. NCBI's taxonomy places the organism in Eukaryota, Metazoa, Nematoda, Chromadorea, Rhabditida, Meloidogynidae. The record is from the annotation of a GenBank genome assembly.